CCGCAAACUCAGCAAAACCUAGCGAGGUAACGGUACCCAGGCUCCACGAAGGAUGGGGCUAGGGGGCUAGGGGCACUGGAAUCCAAUGUUACCUUUGCAUUGCAUGAUGGGAGUUAGUGAGUCAAAAUGGCGGAGAACUUGAAUUCAGAGUUUUGGCGUAGCAUUGACGAACUCAAACUUCAACUCCAGUCCAUGCAUAGAAUUGAGCGACUCCAUCGACUAAAUGAGGAAAGUGAUAAAGAAAAUGUUGUGAGAAUUGAAGAACUAUCCAGGUAAGGAUUUAUCACUAGAAAUUCUGUAAGUUGAUAAUUUUCAUGUACCUAUGAACAUUAAUUGUCUUCUGAACUUUGGGGUUCGCAUUCUGUAGAGCAUUUAAUUUUCUCGAUAAAAGAGAGAUAUGAAUGCAUUAAAACGUCACUCUUAUCGCUGAAUCACAAUAAGAAUGAUUUAAAAACAAGUUACUCUUCUUAAGCUUCUUACUAUUUAAGACAUUUAGGCUCAAGUUAAACCACGGUAUAUUAGCAACGACCCAAGCCAAUAUAAUUUUUCUUUACUUUUAGGGGACCGUCGCUUUAUAGAGGAAAAACUUACUGAAUCCACGAGCAAAACGACUAGUUUACGCGACAACGAGACGAAUUUAAACGCCAAAUGCAAUUGUAGGAUGUAGAACUAGAACAAACAUUAAUCUUUUUUGGUUAUUUUCUAUAUUAACCUCUCUUGAAUCUACGGUGAAAGAAUAGGCCAAAAUCCAAAAAAUUUCUAAGAAAUGUUCCGUCUGCGAUAUUCAUUGUUCGUCGUUGCUAGAAGAUGCAUCCAGAAAUGUCCAGUAUGUGAAUUUUUUUUUCGUUCUUUUUUGUUAAACUUAAGACGUUAUUUUUUUUUUCGUUGCAUUAAACUCGUUCUUUCGCUCGCGCACUUACUUGUUUUCCUCUCAGCAGAGCGAAGGUCCCCUAAAAGUAACGAAAGCCAAACAUUUGAUUCACGGGUCCAGUCAAGCUUAUGAGGGCAUUCAAAAGGGGGCAAAAUCCAGCAUAUGGCAAUCUUUUUUGAAGUAUACUUGAAGACUUGGGAUGUUAUUUUCGUCAACAGACAUGACGUCAUCGCCAAACUAGAAGACGUUUUCUUGACAAUUGUUGAGGACUUAUCAAAGGAUAAACCGCCUUCUUUAAAGUACAAUUCCAGAACUUCUUGGAAAAAUACAAGGUAAAGAAGUCUGUCCCAAGUAUGUAAUAAGAAAGAAGGAAAUUUUGAUUGAGAUGAUAAACUCAUUGAAAAGAGGGAGACUCAUCUUCAUAACAAAAUGAGUGUAUCAAUAAUUGGAUAGGGUUUUAAAUCAGUUAGAGUGAACUUAUCAUAUAGGCAUUUUUUUAUGGCCCACUUCUUUAAGACGUUUUCAAAGUUUACAUUCUUAUAAAACAAUCCACAAGAGAAAUAAGACUGAAAAGAUAUUCAACUGCCUUUAAUGAGAUAUAUUUUCUUGGUUUGUUUUACAACCAUUCAGUCAAAUUUUGUGCAAGGCUUCUGUAUUUUGUUUAUGACACUACCCUGUAAUGACUAGGGUUCCUGCACUGAUCAGCAUCACCCUGAAUGAGUUAAGUCGAUCAAAGUAAAUUUUGUUCUUGCUCAGAGUUUAUUUCAUGUCUAUUUCUCUUGGUGACAGGUUCAACAGUGCAGUGGGAAUAGAAAUGAUUGAUGACAUUAGCAAAACAGAACAUAAGUUUGAUUCCAUUGCAUCAGUGGGGAAGUUUGGUAUGUACCAGUACAGUCAAACCUUAAUUAUAUGGACACUGCGGAGGCCAUAGAAAGUGUCCUUAUUAACAAGGUGUACAUAUUUUAAAAGAAGGCUGAAUUUAGAGAAAAUGUAAUAGCUGGGGACAAGGAAACCUGUUGGUAAUAACCAGGUGUCUGUAAAGCAGGGUUCGACUGGGAUGAAAAUUUUAAAAAAAUCAGAAUAGCCCUUCCCAGCUAGCAAGCUGUUGCUGAAUUUCAUUGACCUACAACAGUCAUGUAGACCCACUAUCCCCCUUUUUCUCUGACAUACAUUUACUUUGGCAAAUGUUGCCUUUUUGUCAGACAGCUUGUAAUAAAAACAUGUUAGCCCAGUUCAUGGUGGCUUUAGUAGCCCCAAGCUGAUAAUACAGCAUUUUUGUCAUGACCUGAAAAUAUAAACUGUGUACUUUAUAACAAUACAGUGAAACUGUAAUCUUAUGCCUUAUGCGAUCACCUCUCUAAUGAAAGAGCACUCAGGACUAAAAUACAAACAAUAGUGUUCCCAGUCAAAAAACUAUAUUUUGACCCUCCAGUGUGCACAAUCACCAACCAACAGUUUGGGCAGUUUUGGAGGUUGCUUACAGUGGAUUAAACAAAGGGUAUAUUCUCAGGGGGGUACUCUACAAAGUUUUAUACGGGGAGGCUAUGCUGCGAGGUCCAACCACUUAACCUUUUAUAUAUACCACAUUUUGACAGGAAAGGUGCUCCUUAAAUGUAUUUAACCUUUCAUUGAAAAAUGUAUCUCUUUUACAUACUUAGUUUAGAACUUUGCAUCCUUCUUAACUGCUGUAAAUUAUGCACUUUCUUUUAGAUAUGAAUAAAUCAAAUACUUCAAAUACUGAAAUCCCUACCCUUUCAUAUAAACCUGAAACCUGAAAAGGGCACUCCUUUUGGUCAGAGCCUCCAGGUAUAGGCCAUUAGGCAUAUGGAGUACCUCCCGGGGGGAGGGGGAGGGUUCAUCUAGGGGUAUAUUAUUUCCAGGCCCAGUGCAAAUAUGCCAUUUAAACAGUGGAUAUAAGUCACAAACACCCUUUAGUGUGCAGCUACUAGUAAUGCUUUGAGUUUGUAGUUUCUGCAAGUUUUUCUUUCUAAACGUGUAUGUUUCUUCCUUUUAAAGCAACCACUUUACGAGUCAUGGCAUUUUGUUACAAACACCUGCAACAAGACACUUAUGCAACAAAAAGGUUUGUAAACUCACACUGAGAACUGGGAAAACAGCUAACAUCAUUCUGAACUGAACAGUUGAAUUGCUGCAAAGUUACCAAAUUUUCAUGGGGGUUAUUUUUAAAAUAAUCUUUGUACUCUGAUAUUUAGUAUCAUGGAAUUGUUGCAUAUUUUAUAAAUAAAGAAAAUUCACCAUUUGGUUAUUUGAAUCCGCACUGACAAUCUACAGAGUACAAUUAGAAAGUUGUGGCAACACCAACCUCCUCUCCCUCCCCCCUUUAUCCCACUCCACUCUACCAUGUAACAAAAAAUUCUGUCAAAUUGGAGGGGGUCUAUAAAGUAAAUGAGUUUUGAACACAGGGAUUUCCAGAAAGCCAGUAGAUCUGUCACCGGUUGAUCGGUCACCUCGCCCGCAGUAAAGGAAUCAGGGAAAUUUAUGCUUGUGGAAUUCAGAAUCUGGGAAAUUUUUCCUUCUUGAAUCUGGAAUUGUGGGAAUUGGAAUCUGGAAUAAAGCUGAAGGAUUCCCGAAUCCCACUAACAAUUAGAAUCUUGAAUCAAAGUUCCACUGACAGAGAGUGGAAUCCAGUACCCGGAAUCCAGAAUCCACAGGGUGAAAUCCAGAAUCCAAGACUGUCUUAUAUGGGGGAAUGUCACUGGAUGACCUGUUCUGUGAUAUGUUCUUUAGAGAUAUUUACUACUCAGAUGUGGUAUUCUUUGGCAGUCAGAGCGUAGUAGAUGAGAUCAUAGACAAUUUGGCAUGUAUGUUAAAAGUACCAAGGCACUGUCUUCAUGUGGUAGGUGUCACUCAUUGGUCUCUGUCCAUGUCCCUGACUAAAUUGGUUAAAGUAUACAAAGUUCAAGAUUUAACUUUAGUCUAGGAAGACCAAACAAUUUUAGGGGGGUCAGUACAAGCAGUUAUAGCUACGAUUUCUUGGCCGAUUUUAUAAGGAAAGCAUAUAAUGGCAAACAAAGAAACCGCAGUAAUUUUAAAAAUCUGCUGAUAUUUCACUUUGGUCUUUUUGGUCCGAUAAAUUGUUGCUUGUAAAUUGGCUCUCGACAAAGCAUAGCGUACAAACACUGAGGCCUUAACACUGUUAGUGACAAAAAGCAUUCAUUAAACGAUCCAUUAAGUCAAUCAAUUGUAAAACUCAAAUCACACGAUUCAUUACCCGGGAAGAUGGGUAUAGGGAAGUUACGAUGGGUUUGGUCUUGCUUCCAAGUCUCGUCACAGGUUAACAAGGCAUUUUUUAGCCAAAAAUUCUCUCAAAAAUGAAAAAUUUCACAAGAUCUUUGCUCUUUACAUUUCAGAUUGCUGCUUCCAAAGGUAAUUAACGUUUUCAUGUGCUCAAAGUUAUUUUUUCGUUUUUCGGCGGGCAUAUUUUGUAAGCUGUGGACGCGUGUGUGACAGUGUGGUUAACACCUCGAACUCCGGAUCCGGAGGUCCGGGGUUCAAGCCUCGCCCGUCGCGUUGUUUCCUUAGACAAGGAACUUUACUCCACUUUGUCUCUCUUCACCCAGGUGUAUAAAUGGGUACCGGCAACAUACUGCUGGGGGGCAACCCUGCGAUGGACUAGCAUCCCGUCCAGGGGGGAGUAAACCAAGCUCGUCUGCGCCUUUACCUUUACACUCUUUUUUUUCAUAAGAAUGUUGUUUUUCCGGCCCAGGCUGAAUAUUCUUAUUUUUCUGCUGAUUUUAGGCUGAAAAUAUUCUUGUAUUAUUCUUAAAUAAAGCCUAGUGCUGUUUUUGUUUUCGCUCAGUUUUGUUAUUUAAAAAGGAAAGAAUUUGUCAUAAUACUUUUUUGCGGUUUAGUUUAUGUCUUUUGUGCUGAAUACUGUACAUAUGUAUUACAUGUACCGUUCAUCGAACUGUCAUUAGCGUUGAACAUUUUGCUAUAGCUAGUGCAGGUUUUUUCGUUUUGUUGGCUAGUUUCGCCGUUCAGAGAAAGGAAUAAUUUUAUACGGUUAAGUUAAAAACAUAAAAUUGUAUUGUAUUUACAGAUGUUUCAACACACAAAAUUAUAUCUAUCCUUUUCAAAAUCUCAGCCUCGGCUUUAUUCUUAAAAUAUUCUUAAAAUUUCGCAAAUUUCAGCCUCGAUAUUCUUAUAAAAUAUAUUCUUAUAAAAAAAAAGAGUGUACCUAAGUCUGUAAGCUGGAACUGGUCGCAGAGGUUUUCUUCCUAUUUCAAACGAAACUCACGAGCCAGAAACAUAUGACCCACGUAUUAAAAGAGGUAACUAACAAUUAUGUAAUGGGUAUAAAAAUUGCUUCAGAAUAAACAGUCAUACAGUUUUAUCAAGGACCUAUUGAUUUUUUCCCUGUAUGAUUAUAGCCCGCUGAGUUCCAAAGUGCUCUGCACUGUAAGCAGCACUUAUUUAGCCCUUGUUAUUUAUUUAUUUACUUAUUUAUUUAUUUUGAUAUCAGGUUGUGUCGCUGGAGACUUGAGAUACAAAGAACAUGACGGAACCUACGUGGACUGUACGGACAAAACUUCGGUUUGUUAAAUUGCUCCCUUUCACCGCUUGAAACUAAUUGAUGUGCAGGGGAGGAGGGGGUCAUGGCCUGCAUGGUGUUGCGCUAAUUAAUGCCGUUUUGUUUCGGUCACUGUUGCCGGGUGUUUAUGUCUCGUAUGGUUUGUUACACACUGAAUUCUGACAUGGUUUCAGUUUUUUUAACCUCUUCCUCCACAACAAUAAACAUAAGCAUCUUCUUCGUUAGCGUGUUGGAAUUCAUAGCUACAGGUUCAGCCAGGCUCCACUCGGAGCUGAACAUUUAGCAGGGUGUUUCCCAGGUAGUGUGCGUAACAAUAUUUGACCAAUCAAUCCUUAAUUAAUUAAUAGCCCGUGGAAAUUGUCUUGCGGCUGGACCUCCUAUAGUAAAACAAGUUUCAUUGCUAUGCUGCUCCUCUAUGGCACGCGCGGGGUAGUAAAGUAUGAGCGAAAAUAAUUUCCACGUAUGCGAAAAAAAGGAGCAGAUACAGGUCUUCGUUGCUGAAGGGCGGAGAGUCGCCAGGGGCUAUGAAAGACGAAAGUCUUAAUAGACCACUUGGGGCACAAACGCAUACACUCUUUUUUAUAUAAGAAUAUAUUUUAUAAGAAUAUCGAGGCUGAAAUUUGCGAAAUUUUAAGAAUAUUUUAAGAAUAAAGCCGAGGCUGAGAUUUUGAAAAGGAUGGAUAUAAUUUUGUGUGUUGAAACAUCUGUAAAUACAAUACAAUUUUAUGUUUUUAACUUAACCGUAUAAAAUUAUUCCUUUCUCUGAACGGCGAAACUAGCCAACAAAAAGAAAAAACCUGCACUAGCUAGUUAGCAAAAUGUUCAACGCUAAUGACAGUUCGAUGAACGGUACAUGUAAUCCAUAUGUACAGUAUUCAGCCCAAAAGACAUAAACUAAACCGCAAAAAAGUAUUAUGACAAAUUCUUUCCUUUUUAAAUAACAAAACCUAGCGAAAACAAAAACAGCACUAGGCUUUAUUUAAGAAUAAUACAAGAAUAUUUUCAGCCUAAAAUCAGCAGAAAAAUAAGAAUAUUCAGCCUGGGCCGGAAAAACAACACUCUUAUGAAAAAAAAAAGAGUGUAGGAGGGCAGUCUGAUGGCGGUAUGGCAUAUAAAUACUAAGCUGAAUACCUAGCUGGAGUGGAAGUCUCUAGAGUGUAAAAGGGCUUAUUUACGCCGCGCGAGAGUCAAUUUCGGCGCAAAUAUUUUAUAUCGAUGAAAAUAGGAAUACCAUUACAGUCAUUGACAUAUCCAUUACAGCGCGUUAUGGGACGUAACCGCGAAGUUGAUCUUAUACCCUUAAAAUUUACGAAAAUGUUGGAACCUACUUUAUCCUCAGGGUACCAUGGUGUCUUCUCAUGUACAAGGGAUAUACGGUAUCCUUACAGAAAAAAAAAGAUCUAUUUUUUGAGCUGAGCGUCAAGUUACAUACAUUUGUUUUGGGUGGAUUUAGGGGUGGUCCAAGGGGACCGCACUUCCUCUUUUUUCGGUGAAAUUUUGUUUUGUUUUGUGAGGAAUUUUUAUUAAAAUUAAGUUUCAAGUUUCCCUCCCGGCCCCGCCUCCCCUUCCUGAAUUUUCUGGAUCCUGCCCCUGUUUGUAUGAACCACUUUUGACGUUGACUUCAGUCAACGUUUUAGUGUCAACUGUCAAAAUUUGUGUUACCAAUCAACUGAUUCUCAGUCUUCAGUAGUAAUUUCACUUGGUGCUAUUUGCCUUCACCAUUUAACAAUUGAAAAUGAAAUCAGGUGGAAGUUUUGUCGAAUUUUUACUUUGGCUACUUCCGGGAAUGGAAGAAUGGAUAUUUCUGCAGUAAUCAGCUCACAAGUCUGACCUUAACAGCACUUGACUAACUAGAUAUACAUUCAGAUGCCAAGUUUGUGCUAAUCGUUGAAAAAGAGGCAUCUUUUCAGCGUCUUCUGGAUGGUAAUGUUCUACAGAAGUUAUAUCCCUGUAUUGUUAUCACUGUAAGUAGACUUCAAUCGUAUGAAAGGUCACCGAAUUCAGAAUUUAUAACUGAAGUCUGUGUGGAUUUUUGUCACUUUUUUGUACUGUACUUUUAUACUAUCUACUAUGCUUGACUUUACCCAGAAGCUCCCAGAAUUAAAAGUAAAUUCAGCUAGCUGAAAUUAAAUGUGAUUUAAAGCUUGCGAAAAUAGGCUUUAGUUUCCAGAAUAUAGUUCGUGAGGCCUGAGCAAAGGUUUCAAGGCCUCUGGUCUUCAAGGACACUAAGGUAUAAAGCCAACCCAGUUAAGUCAUUAACCUUAUAAUCUUAAAUAAAGCCGGUUAAAAAUAGAGAUUGUCGAGAAAAGGACAGAACAGACCUCGCUUAAUAUCUUAAGUUUUAAAAUCAGGAAAUACCGUGAUUGAAAAGCUCUUAAGAUUACCAUAUGCUCCCUUAAGUUUCUCCAUUUAUUAUCAUCACAACAAGUUUCUGCUAAAUCCAUGAUUAAAACAUCAAAAUUAUUUUAUGUUUUUCAAUGAAGGCUAAGGGAUUCCCGGAUGUGAAUACCCGUAUGAUGAUCCGUCUGUUGUGGUGCACUCUUCAGAUUCCCAUCUUAGCCCUUGUGGAUGCUGAUCCUCACGGUGAGUUCAUAGUUCAGGCAGGGCUCGAAAAACACGUGAAUUCAAGCUUAUCCUUUGGGCAAGCAGCUCUCUCAUUUUUCUCGCCCAGGGCCACUUCUUGCCCUUCUUAGUUAGUGAUAAUGCUAGAGAAUGACUUGCCAGGACCUUUACCGAUUGGGCAAAUAAUUUUUCAAAGUUACUUGCCCUGCAAGAAUAUCUACCUAUACCGGGGGACUACCGUAUAGGACUUUUUUCCAGCCCUGAGAGCUGUUAUUUUCAAUAUGUUUUUUUUUUCUUUUAUUAACAGCAUUGCUAGAAGUAACAUGGCUUCGGAAUUUCUAUAGUGUUAGAGAUUUUCUACUGCUCCCUUUUACGAGAACAGUGGUUAUAUCGUGUUAUAUCUUUAUCAUUUGCAGGAAUUGAGAUUCUAAGUGUGUAUAAGUUUGGGUCUAAGGUAUUGUUACAUUUUACUGCGUUUCCUCAUCAUUAACUUAGCCUGAUGCAUUCUAUCUUAAUUAAAUACUACGUAACCGAUUGAUGUAGAUUUUCAAUAGUGAAUUAUAUUCUUGCAGGCUUUGUCAUUUGACGCGCACAGUUUGACAGUUCCUGUUAUUAAGUGGCUUGGAGUGUUGCCAAGUGAUAUCAACAGGUAUUACAAGGUUUUUUUAAAAAGGGUCUCAAGUUACUUUUGUCAUCGCUUUAGUUUUACAAUGCUUCGCUUUGCUAUUGGCCAAAAAACGCGGACCACUGUUUCAGCAAGUCUUUUUUUGGCCUUUGAAAACACACCUGCAGGGUCUCUGACCUAUUGUUUGGUUACCUAGCAACCGGUUUUGAUAACUUCGUGGUGGCCUCCGGGCGGCCGUGCAUGGGCCAAGCGCUGAAAAACGCGCGCGUGUCCACGCGUCAGGGUUAUUUUGGUUCUCUGAUUCUGAUUCUCUGUCUGAAUGUUCAGAAGGCCCGGUUUUAUGAACCGUUCUUGCAAUGCAGUAACGCCGCAACCGAGUCAUCUCAGUCUUAUCAGUUAGAUGGGGGGAAAGAAGGGUGGCUGUUCUUAUUCCCUUUCCUCUGCGUCUAUCCGAAGACGACUUGGAACGAAUUAAAAGUCGCAGGCACGAAAUGAAGUCGCAAUCUUUAUAUUCUUUUAAAACUGGCGUGAUAAUAAAUGGCUAAUAGAGACCUUAAGCAACUACGAUGACGACGUUAACGAGAACGUAAUAAAAGCAAUAGGUUAAGUAAGCAAACCAACAACUCUGCACGUGCAUAACGCUUUUUGGUAGAUGUCUUUGGUUUCUUUGACGUCCAAAGGACGAUCACGAGCACGCUAUAUGGAGGACGUGAACACUAGUACUACCUUUUCCGUUUUAGAACUUGGAUGCGGGCCUGUUUAAGAAUUCACCUGCAUUUCACAAAAUGAUCGCAACUAAAUAAACGUGAUAAGGUUUGAAAGAACGUUAACGCGAAGGCAUUUAUUCCCUGCCGUCGCCAUCCUGGUUUCUAAAGCUGGCUAUUGUCAUGUCAUAUAACACGAUAAACCAACCUGACUGCGAAAAAUACCAUACUGGAAAUACUGAUCAGAAAUAGGCUGCACGCAGGUUUAAGAUUGUAUGCAUAUUUUCAUUGAAUUUUCAUUCUUAUUAUAUUUAAGUUCAGCCUUAAAAAAUUUAAACGUUUUUUGUUUCAAGGCUGUCUAUUCCCCACGACAAGCGCAUACCGCUGACCGACCGAGACAAGAGUAAGGCGCGUGAUCUUCUGGAGAGACCUUACAUAAAAUCACAAGAGGCCUGGGUACAAGAGGUAUUUUGUGUAACAUAUUGCAGUAUGAUUGAGACAUGUUCCGAAAGGUUAAUAUUGUUAGUAUCGGUAGCAAUGCAAAGUAUAAACUCCCGUGCCAGUGGAAACUGUCCGCUGUAUACUAGUGACUGACGGCAAUAAUCAAAUGGUAGAAUCUAGGCAUCUUCCAAUUAUUUCAGCGCCAGCUAGUUAUUAUUGGAUUAUAGGCGAUUAGAAACGGAGGAAUAUUCAGCUGGAAUGAAAAUAAUUGAUUUUAUGGCUGGCUGAUUUAAUGGGAAAAUGUUCUGUCUGGAAACCGGUCGUUUCGAGUCGUUUCGAUAGGAACUCAAGCAGUGAAACUGCACAAAAAUUUCAUUCACUUCAAGUAUAGUUUGCGCGUAAACAAGAAAAACAUUUUGAGUGAAUAUUCUUCGUUCUUUAAGCCAACGGACGUGAAACUAGUACACCUGGACCGGUAACAACCUUCUGUCUCCUGUAAUCUUCGCCCAAGUUCAGUUGAAUCGAAGGUCUUUUUACCACAGUUUUUAAAGAUCUUCCAUUUCAUCGCCAGCACUUUCUUUCUCAUUGAAGCUCCUGGCCUUAUGGUGGUACCAAAGUUAUAAACUUUUGUGAGUUUUGAAAGUUAGCACAGACCAGUUAGAUAUAUCCCAUCGGUAUUGUGUUGGCUGAGCAAGACUUGCAGACCAUGACUGUUUUUAAGCAAUGACAACUGUAACGGCGUUUAUUGGUGCAUCGUAUUAGUGCGUAGACAGUCCAUCACAAUAGUUACUUGAUCGCAGCUGCUGCAGCUAGAUAAGACUGAAAUUCCAAACUCCGCAUUGUGUAUAUUUGUAUGUUUAAUAAACGUUGUCUUUCUUUGUCGUUCUGUUUUUCUCUCGGCUUUGAGUUCUCUCAGUUUGGUUUCAAAGAAAGGUUCAUCACACCGCAACGAUCAACCAACACCCAAAUCCACGACUAGCGUGAAACCGUCAAUUACAUAAACCAUGCAGGUGAAGGAUACCGUAAACUGCCGCUUGUAAUCUCCCCUACUUAUAACCCCCUCCCCACCCACCCACUCAGGUAUAGGCCCAUCUACCUGUAAACAAAAAAUUCUAUCCGAUUAUAAGCGGCCUUGGAUAUAAGCCCCCCUCGUACUUUUAUUGAAAUGAAUUCGAUUUGUUAUGACGUUUUGAAGCUUAAUAAAAAAAACUAGCAAACGCAAAACAUAUUUUGAUCAGCAAUGCUAUAACUUGUUUCAAAGCGCUUUUUCUAUUGCCGGUUCUAAGCCCUCCUCCUAAAACCCCUUACGAAGAUGUAUAAGACCAGUGCUUAUGAUCUCGCCGAGAUCCAAAAAUCUCGGCGGCCAAAAUCCUGCCGAGAAUCUCGCCGAGAUCUCGGCGAGAUCUCGGUGAAAAUUUUGUACGCAGUUUACGGUAUGUUGCAGAUCCAAAAAAAUAUUAUAUCAUAUUUUUCUUCUUUUUGGUUUCAGAUCAAGGCCAUGUUAUCCUUGGGAUAUAAGGCAGAAAUUCAGGCUCUUUCUUCCGUUUCUUUUGAGUUUCUAACGGAUACUUACCUUCCCGUCAAGAUUAAACAUGGCAGAUGGAUCUGAC
Messenger RNA from Porites lobata, 11365 nucleotides. The record is from the annotation of a GenBank genome assembly. Lineage: Eukaryota; Metazoa; Cnidaria; Anthozoa; Scleractinia; Poritidae.